AUGGACGAAGAUGGUUUUUCGCAAUGUCCCAAACACUUUUCAAAACGCGGUUUUGUUGGAGGCGGCGUUUGCCCUUUCUGUCUCCACGAACGACUCUCUUCCCUCUGUCCUGAUUGUGCUCACGAGCUUCCCUGUUCGUGUAGCUCACGCGCCGCCGUGUCUUUUUCUCCGUCGUCUUCUUCGUCUUCCUCCUCGUUCUCCCUCUUUUCCGGAGAUAUCAAUUUUAAUUUCUCCGGGACCGGAUCGGUAGGCCGAGUCGCGAGUUUGAUAGAAUGCGAACCGACGUUCCGGAGAUCGAAAUCGAUGGCGGUUCCGAUUAAACCGGAUACGGUUAUCGAUUCCGGAUCGGGUCUACAAUCGGAUCGUGGUAGGAGCAAGAAAACGUCGUCGUUUUGGAGGAUGUUUAUGGGAAACAGAGGAGGAGAUACGAAGCCGGCGAUCAUGAGGAAGUCGAGAUCCGUUGCGGUCGUCGGAGAUUCGAGAUUUUCGCCAGCUCCGGUGACGGUAAAAGGGAAAGGAUGGAAUUUCCCGAGCCCGAUUAAAGUUUUCCGGCAAUCGAGAGUAUCGAAGAUGAUAUUUCACCAACGGUCUCCAUUGUACAGAGGUUGA
Molecule: messenger RNA, 609 nt
Organism: Thlaspi arvense
Lineage: Eukaryota; Viridiplantae; Streptophyta; Magnoliopsida; Brassicales; Brassicaceae
Source: the annotation of a GenBank genome assembly